AGGAGGCCAGAAGGUUUCUGGCGGGGCCGGCGCCAUUUUGCCGGAGCCUGCGACCGAGUGGGAGUGGACUGGAGCGGCCGUUGUUGCCGACUCUUUCCUCCUCCCCACGGUCCAGUCAGCGGUUGAUUAGGCCAUCGGCCCUCAAGCCGAGACUUGUCUCUCAUUUAGUUUUGGGGAGCGUCUUGCCGACAUGAGUGAUGUAGAGGAGAACAACUUCGAGGGCAGAGAGUCUCGCUCUCAGUCAAAAUCUCCAACGGGAACUCCUGCUCGUGUAAAAUCGGAGAGCAGGUCAGGAUCUCGUAGUCCAUCAAGGGUUUCCAAACACUCUGAAUCCCAUUCUCGAUCAAGAUCAAAAUCCAGGUCGAGGUCAAGGAGGCAUUCUCAUAGACGUUACACUCGAUCCAGAUCCCAUUCUCACUCUCAUAGGAGACGAUCUCGAAGUAGGUCAUAUACACCUGAAUACCGGCGUCGUAGAAGCCGAAGUCACUCUCCAAUGUCUAACCGGAGAAGACAUACAGGCAGCAGGGCAAAUCCAGAUCCCAACACUUGCCUUGGAGUGUUUGGCCUCAGUUUGUACACAACAGAGAGAGAUCUUCGUGAAGUAUUUUCCCGAUACGGACCAUUGAGUGGUGUCAAUGUGGUUUAUGAUCAGCGAACUGGACGAUCACGAGGAUUUGCUUUUGUUUAUUUUGAAAGAAUAGAUGACUCAAAGGAGGCAAUGGAAAGAGCAAAUGGAAUGGAGCUGGAUGGUCGAAGAAUUCGUGUGGAUUAUUCUAUUACCAAGAGAGCACACACACCUACACCUGGCAUCUACAUGGGCAGACCAACUCAUAGUGGCGGUGGCGGUGGCGGAGGUGGUGGUGGAGGUGGAGGAGGUGGCAGGCGUCGGGAUUCUUACUAUGAUAGAGGAUAUGAUCGUGGGUAUGACAGAUAUGAAGACUAUGAUUACCGGUACAGAAGAAGAUCACCUUCUCCUUACUAUAGUCGAUACAGAUCACGAUCAAGAUCUCGUUCCUACAGUCCACGACGCUAUUGAUAAACAGAAUGGUUGCAGAUGAGGACAUCUUUCUCUCUCUUUUUUUUUUUUCUUUUUUUUUUUUUUUUUUUUUUUGGUUUAGUUUGGUGUGUUUCGUUUUUUGUUUUUGUUUUUGUUUGUUUUUGGUUUUGGUUUGGUUUUUGUUUUGUUUAAUUCUGGAUUUCCCCAAGCUUCUAAUCCUUCUUACUCCUUUAAAAAGAACCUUUGGAAAAAGAAAAUCUUCGGUUUAUUUACCAUCUACACUUUGUCAGUUGUAUUGCUGUUUCCACCCCUUUUAGUAUACUCUUAAAGAUGUAAUUGUUGUCAUUUUGAGUAGUUAAACAUCUUAAGUAAAAAAGGAAUCCCCAGUGUUACACUUUGUAAAUGUUUUUUUUUUUUUCCUUUGCUUUGCUUUUACAGAAAAUUAACUCCUGGCUAAUCAAAUGAGGAAAGAAAUGAUCUUUUUAAAGCUUCUUUUGUGUUAGAUAUUGUAUUAGACAUUGUACUAGAGACCUGCAUUUAAAACAAACUCCUUUUUUAACUUCUUUUGGGAAAGAUAGUAACACAUAAAGUAGUUCAGUCAUGUCAAGUUUGUCUGGGGUGGCAUGGAGCAGUCAAAUAGUGUAGAAAGUUUGAAGCUAUAAAAGAAAACACUUGGUCAUUUCUUUUGAAGAACGAAAUUUUUGAACCCUAAAAAUUAUGUCUUUUUUUUUUCUUUUUUUUUUUUUUUUUAAGAGAUGAAAAGCUUGUGGACUCCUACAAAACAUGUUGUAUUUAAAAUACAUCUGUUAAAAUUUAAAGUGUGAUUUUUGUGUUGAAUUUAUUGAAGUUUAAGUAUUCCCUUAAUCAGUGAAGGACAACUCUUAUUUAUUACUUAGAGCAAUUGUAUACUUUGCUGUUAGAAAUUUUGGUAUUGGGACAAUGGUUAAGCAGGCUAUUAUUGUAUAGUAUAGAGUCCUUAGAAGAUAAGUGUGAGGAAAAGUAGUCUCCUUUCAAAUAAAAGUUAAUUUCUUUGAAAAUGA
Leopardus geoffroyi (Geoffroy's cat) is the source of this 2037-nucleotide messenger RNA. RefSeq names its product transformer 2 alpha homolog (gene TRA2A). The record is from RefSeq and is a predicted model, not a curated record. Gene Ontology annotation, molecular function: RNA binding. Gene Ontology annotation, biological process: positive regulation of mRNA splicing, via spliceosome. NCBI's taxonomy places the organism in Eukaryota, Metazoa, Chordata, Mammalia, Carnivora, Felidae. Gene Ontology annotation, cellular component: spliceosomal complex. The transcript is spliced from 8 exons. Bases 191 to 1036 code for a protein of 281 amino acids.